GGGUAGUUUCCGGUUCCGGUCUCUGUGUGGUGUUGGACAUGGCGGUGGGUCAGAGGAUAAAGCGAGUGGGGAUGCAGCAGGUUUUAGGAACGUCUGUUCUUUUGCUCGUCUCUCUCCUUUCUGUGGCGGAAGGGACUGGGCGAACGCUCGUGCUUCUGGAGAACAUCAACAUGAAAGAGACACAUUCUAUGUUCUUCAAAAGCCUGGCAGAUCUUGGAUUUAACUUGACAUUCAAGAUUUCAGAUGAUCCUGGUUUAUCUCUGAUUAAAUAUGGAGAAUUUCUGUAUGAUCAUCUUGUCAUUUUUUCUCCAUCAGUGGAAGAUUUUGGAGGCAAUAUCAAUGUUGACACUAUUACCACAUUCAUUGAUGGAGGCGGAAAUGUACUAGUUGCUGCAAGCUCAGACAUUGGCGACCCUUUACGUGAGUUGGGUAGUGAAUGUGGGAUUGAAUUUGAUGAAGAGAAAACUGCUGUUAUUGACCAUCAUAACUACGAUGUUUCUGAUCCUGGCCUGCACACUCUGAUCAUUGCUGACAAUGAACAACUGCUCAAGGCUCCCACUGUUGUCGGGAAGCAGCCAAAGAAUCCUCUUUUAUUUCAGGGAGUUGGUAUGGUGGCAGAUCCUGAUAACCCUCUUGUACUGGAUAUUUUGACUGGAGCUUCUAGUUCUUACUCCUUCUUCCCAGACAAGCCUAUAACACAGUAUCCGCACGGUGUGGGGAAGAACACGUUAUUGAUUGCUGGACUCCAAGCCCGGAACAAUGCUCGUGUGGUCUUCAGUGGUUCUGUUGAUUUCUUCAGUGAUGCUUUCUUUAAUUCUCCUGUGCAAAAGGCUACUCCAGGAUCUGAAAGAUUCUCAAAAACUGGGAAUUAUGAACUGGCUGUGGCCCUGUCCCGUUGGGUAUUCAAAGAAGAAGGAGUUCUCAGAGUUGGAAAGGUGUCCCACCAUCGUGUUGGAGAAACCCAGCCGCCAAAUGCCUACACCAUAACAGACCUAGUGGAGUACAGUGUUGUUAUUGAGAAGCUCUCCAAUGGGAAGUGGGUCCCAUUCGAUGGAGAUGACAUUCAACUGGAGUUUGUUAGAAUUGACCCCUUUGUUAGAACUUACCUGAAGAGAAAAGAUGGUAAAUACAGCGUGCAAUUCAAAUUACCUGAUGUUUAUGGCGUGUUCCAGUUUAAAGUAGAUUACAACAGGCUUGGAUACACUCAUCUUUACUCUUCCACCCAGGUGUCAGUUCGACCUCUCCAACAUACUCAGUAUGAACGUUUUAUCCCAUCUGCCUACCCGUAUUAUGCCAGCACCUUCUCCAUGAUGGUUGGACUCUUCUUAUUUUCAGUUGUCUUCUUGCACAUGAGAGAAAAAGAGAAGGCAGAGUGAGCUCUGAUUGCAGUGUGUUGUGUUCUUGGCCUCACUAAUGCUGAAAAUUUAAGUUGAUGUGAAUUGGUGAUAGUUGGGUGCAAAUUCUAGUAUUUGCUUUACUGACCACAGUAAUUUUCUGAGCACAUACAUUCUAAGUUGCAACAAAACUGAAAAUGGCAUUUAUCAUUGAUCCCUCCAUUGAUCAGAGGUUAUCUGUGUCCUGUGGGUUACUGAAAAUGGGUUUAACCUUGUAUUGAUUCUUCUUCUUGGAGAUGAAUAAGCUUUGUGGUAAAAAGAAAAUCUAUUAAAGUUUUUUAGAACCACAUCUUCACUCACAAUCAAGUCCAUUGUUUCCUUGGCUGUGUCAGAUGAAGGAAACUAUUAGACCUCUAGUGCUUCACUAAGUGACAUCUCCAUACACACAAGAAAAACUGGAAAACUUUGCAUUCAUCUAUCACUGGUUCAAAUCAAAAGAGUCUGAGUAUUAACCAUUUGGUCACUCUUGAAAAAGAUCUUGACCUUUGGCCAAUAAGACGUUACUUUGAGCUGGGAGAAAUUUAUUUUCAUCUAUUGUUUAAUUUAAAAUGUUUCAUUCCGGUUUUCCAAUUACGGCAUCCACAUUGAUGUAACUUCUCCUUAAAAUUAUUUUUCCACACCAUCGGAAAUAAAGUGUAACAUUCCUUUUUU
Messenger RNA from Hemiscyllium ocellatum (epaulette shark), 2045 nucleotides. It is a transcript of the gene ddost, whose product is annotated as dolichyl-diphosphooligosaccharide--protein glycosyltransferase subunit (non-catalytic). Lineage: Eukaryota; Metazoa; Chordata; Chondrichthyes; Orectolobiformes; Hemiscylliidae. Gene Ontology annotation, cellular component: endoplasmic reticulum membrane; oligosaccharyltransferase complex. Bases 39 to 1376 code for a protein of 445 amino acids. The transcript has 11 exons. The record is from RefSeq and is a predicted model, not a curated record.